AGUAUUGAAUGUCCUGAGGAAUUCAGCCGCCCCACCACCCCCACCCCCACCCCUCAUGUGAAAGUACAUAUUUGACAGGGCGCACAGAGAGAGCGCCUGCACUCCAGCUUAGCGUUCAGUUCGGCACAGACGCUCCGAGUUUAGGACCAGCACCGCCGUGUCUGUUGAGGAACGUUAAAAUUUCGUGCAGCCGAAUAAUACAAACACAAAUAAGCAGCCAUGGAUGCCAUUAAGAAGAAGAUGCAGAUGCUCAAGCUCGACAAGGAGAACGCCUUGGACAGAGCUGAGCAGGCUGAAUCCGAUAAGAAGGCAGCAGAGGACAGGAGCAAGCAGCUGGACGAUGAAUUAAGGGAAUUGGAAAAGAAAUUGCACAUAACCGAGGACGAGCGUGACAAAGUGUUAGAGGAGUUCCAAAGUGCCGAGGAAAAGCUGCUGACCGCCGAGGAGGUCGCCACAAAGCUCGAGGAUGAUUUGGUAGCUCUGCAGAAGAAACUCAAGGGCACUGAGGAUGAAUUGGACAAGUAUUCCGAGGCUCUUAAAGAUGCCCAGGAGAAACUGGAGAUGGCUGAGAAGAAGGCCGCAGAUGCUGAGGCUGAUGUAGCCUCUCUUAACAGGCGUAUCCAGCUGGUUGAGGAGGAGUUGGAUCGUGCUCAGGAGCGUCUUGCCACUGCCCUGCAAAAGCUGGAGGAGGCUGAGAAGGCUGCUGAUGAGAGUGAGAGAGGCAUGAAGGUUAUUGAGAACAGGGCCAUGAAGGAUGAGGAGAAGAUGGAAAUCCAAGAGAUCCAGCUUAAAGAGGCCAAGCACAUUGCUGAGGAAGCUGACCGCAAAUAUGAGGAGGUGGCCCGUAAACUGGUGAUUGUUGAGGGUGAGCUGGAGCGUACAGAGGAGCGUGCUGAGCUGUCUGAGGGCAAAUGUUCUGAGCUUGAGGAAGAGUUGAAAACUGUGACCAACACCCUGAAGUCUCUGGAGGCCCAGGCUGAGAAGUACUCACAGAAGGAAGACAAAUAUGAAGAGGAGAUCAAGGUCCUCACUGACAAGCUGAAGGAGGCUGAGACUCGUGCUGAGUUUGCUGAGAGAUCUGUAGCCAAGCUUGAGAAGACCAUUGAUGACCUGGAAGAGAAACUGUCACAUGCUAAAGAAGAGAACCUCGAUAUGAACCAGAUGUUGGAACAGACUCUUUUGGAGUUGAAUAAUAUGUGAAACACCUGUACACCUGACGAUGGCUGCAUUUUGUAACUUUUGAGUGGUUUCCUUUUUUUUGUUAUCAAAUUGCAAGACUCGGGCCAUAUGUCAUGACAUUUUGUUUUACACUAAUUGUUUUUAAAGUAACAUUCUGGUACGUGUUCAUUUUUACUCUGGUUAUGCACAUGCUUUGUCAUUUCCAUAAGAAAUAGCAAAGUUUGCCAAAAAUUGCACUUAAGCCUCAAUUUAUGCACGUUAUUCUGAAAGUGGACACGGUUGAGUCUUAAGCCAAGUAUAGAGGAAGUAGAUGUAUUUUAUUAAUCCAAAGAUUCCUUUAACGUGUACAUUUGGAUUAGGUUUCCAACAUGUACACUGGUGCUACUGUGAAGACAAAGGUCAAGCAGUUUGUAGCUUUUACAUGGGAAAUCAUAGACAAUAUACAUUAGCAGUUCGGUUUAGGGUUUUACUGGGUGCCAGUAGUAGCCCUAGCCAGAAUGGUCCCCAUCUACAGUGUCUGUUUAUUUUCAACUUUUACUCAGUGCAAAAUGCCAGACAGCAUUAUCUUUGCAAAUACUGUUUGUUUGGGGGGGGUGGUGGGGGUUGCCCGUAAUGAAACCAGUAUGGGUCAAAUGCCUGUGUUAUGAGUUGAAAGAUGAUUAAAUCAUAUUUGGUUGUGCCUCAUACAUUUCAAGAGUCAUUUUAAAUAUAGAUGUAUUAAAUGUGUGUCAUAUCUAAAAUGUACAAAGCUAAAUAUGAAUAAAACUACACAAUUUUAGAUUU
This is a messenger RNA of Ictalurus punctatus (channel catfish), 1962 nucleotides long. RefSeq names its product tropomyosin 1 (alpha) (gene tpm1). Lineage: Eukaryota; Metazoa; Chordata; Actinopteri; Siluriformes; Ictaluridae. Bases 220 to 1200 code for a protein of 326 amino acids. Gene Ontology annotation, cellular component: actin filament. Gene Ontology annotation, biological process: cardiac muscle contraction; actin filament organization. The record is from RefSeq and is a predicted model, not a curated record. Gene Ontology annotation, molecular function: actin filament binding. The transcript is spliced from 10 exons.